CCAGUUUCAGUAUAUGUACGGCUGAAGUGGGCUCUGGCAUUGUCAGGAGCUGGCCCUUGGCUGUCCCCAAGGCCUGGCCUCACUUACCCUCUGACCCCUGCCCAGUGCCAGGAUGGUGGAGACUGGCCUGAAGGGCUGGUUGCUCUGGGCCCUGCUCCUACACUCGGCCCAGAGUGAGGUGUACACACCCAUACACCAGCCUGGCUACUGCGCCUUCUACGAUGAGUGCGGGAAGAACCCGGAGCUGUCUGGAAGCCUGGCUUCACUGUCCAAUGUGUCCUGCCUGGACAACUCACCUGCUCGCCACAUCACAGGUGACCACCUGGCCCUCCUACAAAGCAUCUGUCCCCGUCUCUACACCGGCCCCAACACCACCUAUGCCUGCUGCUCCUCCAAGCAGCUGGUGGCCCUGGACAUGAGCCUGCGGGUCACCAAGGCCCUCCUCACCCGCUGUCCCGCCUGCUCUGACAACUUCGUGAGCCUGCAUUGCCACAACACCUGCAGCCCCAACCAGAGUCUCUUCAUCAACGUGACCCGAGUGGUCACGCAGGCGGACAACCAGUCCCAGGCCGUGGUGGCCUACGAGGCCUUCUACCAGCGCAGCUUCGCCGAGCAGACCUACAACUCCUGCAGCCGUGUACGCAUCCCCGCGGCUGCCGCACUGGCCGUGGGCUCCAUGUGUGGCGUCUAUGGCUCUGCCCUCUGCAACGCCCAGCGCUGGCUCAAUUUCCAGGGGGACACGAGCAAUGGCCUGGCACCCCUGGACAUCACCUUCCACCUGUGGGAGCCUAGCCAGGCAGAGGGGAGCGUGAUACAGCCUCUAAAUGAUGAGGUCGUGCCCUGCAACCAGUCCCAGGGGGAUGGUGCAGCGGCCUGUUCCUGCCAGGACUGUGCCGCCUCCUGCCCUGUGAUUGCCCAGCCCCAGGCCCUGGACCCCACCUUCCGCCUGGGCCGGAUGGAAGGGAGCCUGGCCCUCAUUAUCAUCCUCUGCUGUCUCUUUGUCUUGCUCACGGCCUUCCUCAUGCGGCCCCGCCUGGCCGAGUGGUGCAGGGGCAAGCGCAAGACGCCCAAAGCCAAGGCAAGCAUCAGCCUGGCCCACAGGCUCAGCCUCUCCACCCACACCCUCCUCAGCCGCUGGUUCCAGUGCUGGGGCACAUGGGUGGCCUCGUGGCCACUGACCAUCCUGGCGGUUUCUGUGGUCGUGGUGGGGGUCCUGGCAGGGGGCCUGGCUUUUAUAGAACUGACUACGGACCCUGUGGAGCUGUGGUCGGCCCCCAAUAGCCUCGCCCGACGUGAGAAGGCAUUCCACGACAAGUAUUUCGGCCCCUUCUUCCGAACUAGCCAGGUAUUCAUGACGGCACCUCACCGGCCCAGCUAUAGGUAUGACUCCCUGCUGCUGGGGCCCAAGAACUUCAGCGGGAUCCUGUCCUCGGAUCUGCUGCUGGAGGUGCUGGAAUUGCAGGAGAGGCUGCGGCAUCUGCAGGUGUGGUCGCCAGACGAGCAGCGGAACGUCUCCCUGCGGGACACCUGCUACGCCCCCCUUAACCCACAUAACGCCAGUCUGUCCGACUGCUGCGUCAACAGCCUCCUGCAGUACUUCCAGAACAACCGCACUCAGCUGCUGCUCACAGCCAACCAGACGCUGUCAGGGCAGACCGCCCAGGUGGACUGGAGGGACCACUUCCUCUACUGCGCCAAUGCCCCCCUCACCUACAAAGAUGGCACGGCCCUGGCCCUGAGCUGCAUGGCUGACUAUGGGGCGCCCAUCUUCCCCUUCCUCGCCGUGGGGGGCUACAAAGGAAAGGACUAUUCUGAGGCAGAGGCCCUGAUCAUGACCUUCUCCCUCAACAAUUACGCUCCUGGGGACCCCAAGCUGGCCCAGGCUAAGCUCUGGGAGGGAGCCUUCUUGGAGGAGAUGCGAGCCUUUCAGCGUCGGACAGCUGGUGUGUUCCAGGUCACAUUCAUGGCGGAGCGUUCCCUGGAGGAUGAGAUCAACAGCACCACGGCCGAAGACCUGCCCAUCUUUGCUGUUAGCUACCUUGUCAUCUUCCUGUAUAUCUCCCUGGCCCUGGGCAGCUACUCCAGCUGGCGUCGGGUACCGGUGGACUCCAAGGCCACGCUGGGCCUGGGCGGGGUGGCCGUGGUGCUGGGAGCAGUCGUGGCCUCUAUGGGCUUCUUCUCCUACCUGGGUGUCCCUUCCUCACUGGUGAUCCUUCAAGUGGUGCCCUUCCUGGUGCUUGCCGUGGGGGCCGACAACAUCUUCAUCUUCGUUCUUGAGUACCAGAGGCUGCCUCGGAGGCCUGGGGAAGAACGGGAGGCCCACAUCGGCCGAGCCCUGGGCAGAGUGGCCCCCAGCAUGCUUCUCUGCAGCCUCUCUGAGGCCAUCUGCUUCUUCUUAGGAGCCCUGACCCCCAUGCCAGCUGUACGGACCUUUGCCCUGACCUCCGGCUUUGCAGUGCUUCUUGACUUCCUGCUACAGAUGUCAGCCUUCGUCGCCCUGCUCUCCCUCGACAGCAGGAGGCAAGAGGCCUCCCGGAUGGACAUCUGCUGUUGCAAGACAGCCCGGAAGCUGCCCCCACCGAGCCAGGAUGAGGGGCUCCUGCUUGGAUUCUUCCGCAAGUUCUAUGUCCCAUUCCUGUUCCACUGGCUCACCCGCGUGGUCGUGGUGCUGGUCUUCCUGGCUCUGUUCGGAGCGAGUCUCUAUUUCAUGUGCUACAUCAAUGUGGGCCUGGACCAGCAGCUGGCUCUGCCCAAGGACUCAUACCUGAUCGACUAUUUCCUCUUUAUGAACCGCUACUUUGAGGUGGGGGCCCCGGUCUAUUUUGUCACCACUGGGGGCUACAACUUCUCCACUGAGGAAGGAAUGAAUGCUAUCUGCUCCAGUGCAGGCUGCAACAACUUCUCCUUAACCCAGAAGAUCCAGUACGCCACCGACUUCCCUGAUGUGUCUUACCUGGCCAUCCCCGCCUCCUCCUGGGUGGACGACUUCAUUGACUGGCUGACUUCAUCUUCCUGCUGCCGCCUUUAUAUCUCUGGUCCCAAUAAAGAUGAGUUCUGCCCCUCGACUGUCAACUCCCUGGCUUGCUUGAAGACCUGUGUGAGCCCCACAGCAGGCUCUGCUCGGCCAUCAGUGGAGCAGUUCCACAAAUAUCUUCCCUGGUUUCUGAGUGACGAGCCCAACAUCAAAUGUCCCAAAGGGGGCCUGGCAGCAUACAGCACCUCAGUGAAUAUGAGCUCAGAUGGCCAGAUUUUAGCCUCGCGGUUCAUGGCCUACAACAAGCCGCUGAAAAACUCGCAGGAUUUCACAGAGGCUCUGCGGGCAACUCGGGCGCUGGCAGCCAACAUCACUGCCGACCUGCGGAAGGUGCCAGGCACCGACCCAGAUUUUGAGGUCUUCCCUUACUCGGUCACCAACGUGUUCUAUGAGCAGUACCUGACCAUAGUUCCCGAGGGGCUCUUUAUGCUCACCAUCUGCCUGGUGCCCACCUUUGUCGUCUGCUGCUUCUUGCUGGGCAUGGACGUCCGCUCUGGUCUCCUCAACCUCUUCUCCAUCAUCAUGAUCCUGGUGGACACUGUGGGCUUCAUGACGCUCUGGGACAUCAGCUACAACGCUGUGUCCCUCAUCAACCUGGUCACGGCGGUGGGCAUCUCUGUGGAGUUCGUGUCCCACAUCACCCGCUCCUUUGCCAUCAGUACCAAGCCCACACGGCUGGAGAGGGCUAAGGAGGCCACCGUCUCCAUGGGCAGUGCGGUGUUUGCAGGAGUGGCCAUGACCAACCUGCCUGGCAUCCUCGUCCUGGGCCUGGCCAAGGCGCAGCUCAUCCAGAUCUUCUUCUUCCGUCUCAACCUCCUCAUCACCGUGCUGGGCCUGCUGCAUGGCCUGGUCUUCCUGCCUGUCAUCCUCAGCUACCUGGGGCCCGAUGUCAACCCAGCUCUGGUGCAGCAGCAGAAGCAGGAGGAGGAGGCAGCUGCAGCCAAGGAGACCUCUUGCUCAAAACACUCCACCCCGAUGAGCACUGAUGAUGGUGUCUACGUCAACUACAGCUUUGAACAUCCUGCCAAGAGUGCAGGAGGCCUCUCGAGCUCUCCAUCAGAGAACAGGCAGAAGUUCUGAUGGGGCCAGAGCACCUGUCCAAGCUCAAUCGGCCAUGACCUGAGGGGCCACGAAAGCUCCUCCUGAGGGUCCUUUGACCUAUCCUUCCCCCAGGCCCUCAGAGAGGAUGUCUCCACAGGACCGCCCACCAUUGGUCACCCUCUGGCCGCCAGAUCUCACCCAUAAAGACACCAAUUGUGAUGGAGGUGGCACAUGAUGGCUUGGGUGUGACCUGGUCCAAAUCCGUCUCUUAAAUUUGACAUGUGUCCUCCUCAUGCAAGUUUUAAAACUUUAGUUCCAUAUAUGUGAACAACAUAUACGUUCACAUUUAAAAUUUUCCUUAAUCGAUGCCAUACGUGACCUAACCUUUUGCAAUGAGGUUUUUUUUUUAUGCAGCAUGCAUUUUUUUGAUUUAUUCAUGUCGAUACAUGGAGAUCUAGUCCAAUCAUUUUAACUGCGAUGCAGCUUUCCAUUGUGUGAAUGAACAGAUGUUUUUUAUCCAUUCCCCUGCUAGUGGGCAAUCACAUUGUCCUCAAUUAUUUUUCUGCUAUAAGUCCACAGUCACUUAUGUGUAAUUUCAGAACCCCCAGAACUCUGAAAACCUAGUGCAUUUGUCUUUUUCUUUUGUAAGUUUGGGACAAACUCAUUUCCUAGCAAAGACUGAUCAGACACGAUGUAUCUAUUUAUACUGUUUAUAAAUAGGCUUCCCUGGUGGCUCAGAUGGUAAAGAAUUUGCCUGCAAUGCAGGAGAUUCAGGUUCCAUCCUCGGGAUGGGAAGAUUCCCUGGAGAAGGAAAUGGCAACCUACUCCAGUAUUCCUGUCUGGAGAAUUCCAUGGACAGAGGAGCCUGGUGGGCUAUAGUCCAUGGGGUUGCAAAGAGUCAGACACAACUGAGCGACUAACACUUCUUUUUUUUUUUUUUUUAAAUAGGAUACUUACACUCUUCAACCAACUUGAUGUGAAUAGUCAUAUAUUUCAGCACAUUAACAAGUUUGAUUUCAUGUUGCUACCCCAGAUACUGAUGAGGUCUAAUAUCUAAUGUACUGUAAGCAUCAAAUUACGUUUCUGAAAAAAUGUUCUAAAUUCUGAAAUUCGGCUCACAUAUGGGACUUCAGGUAUGGAACCAUGGACCUGUGUGAUGAGCAGGUGUUUACACGUCUCCUGUCUGUGUGUGGGGAGCUACAAUCGCUGUAGCACUGAAAGGAUACGGAGUCUGCCCUAUGCACACCUCCACCCCAUAAGGGUGCCUCUUUCCCGGCACCAACACCAACACAACACUCCACUUGUUUCUGGGAGGGAGGGGAGUGGGGUUAUAGAUUGUUAUCCCUUUUUAAAAAAUACUUUUUUUAAAAAUAAAACUUUUUGUUAGAAUAGUUUUGCAGGAAAAUUACAAAGAUAAUACAGAGAGUUCCUGUAUGCCCCCCGCCCGCCCCCCAAAAUUUACCCGAGUAACACAUUAGUGUGAUACACUUGUCAGUGUACCAUGAAUGAACCAGUACUGAUAAUUACUACUAACCAAAAUCCAUAUUUUGCUUAGAUUUCUGUAAUUUUACCCAGGCUCCUUUUUCUGAGCCAGGAUCCUGUCCAGGACACUCCACAACACUCGGUUGUUAUGUUUCCUUAGUCUCCUUUCAUUUCUGACAGUAUGUCAGGCUCUCCUUUUCUUUGUUUUUGGUGACCUGGACAGUUGAAGACUGGUCAGGUGUUUUAAAGAAUGUCCUUCAAACGGGGUUUGUCUAGUAUUUCUCCCGAUUAGACAAAGGUGAUGGGUUUUUCGGAGGGAGACCACGAGGCAGAGAGCCGGUCUCAGCCCAUAGUGUCAAGGGUGCCUGCGGUCACCAUAGCUUGUCGCUGUCACGCUGACUGUGACUGCCUGGCUGAGGUUGUGUCGGCCAGGCGUCUCCUCUGUACACUUGCUCCUGUCUGCAUGCUGCACUCUUUGGAGGGAAGUUGCUAUGCACAGUCCACACUUAAGGGUGAGUGGUUAUGCUCUACUUUCCGGAGGGUGGAGUGUUUGCAUAAAUUAUUUGGAACUCUUCUGAACAGGAAAAUUGUUCUCCUCCAUUUAUUAUUUAUUCAGUAUGCUAUCUUUAUCAGUAUGGAACCAAGGAUGGUCAGUUUUUACUUUGGGUUUUGAUAUAGUGACUCUUUGCUCCACAUUUGGCCACUGGGAAGUCUUCCAGUUGGCUCCUAGGUCCCUUUGACAUAUUCCCUUCACUGUGGGUUUUUUCCCCUCUUUGUGAGCACUUCCGUACUUCCUGACAUUAUAAGAUGGUACAGGCUCAACUUGUAUAUUUCUGUCUUAGUCCUAGAGUCAGCCAUUUCUCUCAGGAGUUCCAGCCCUUCAUCUGGAGAUAAGUUUAGAAAUCAGGAUCUGGGUGUUCAGUGUGUUGCUGCUGGGGCUUUGUUGCUUCUGAUCCUCUCAGCUGAGAGAGCAAGGGCAUACAUAUGUUAAUACUGACCUGUGUAUGUACACAUUUCUAGAAAUAUUUCUAUGAAAAGCCAUCUGUAUCUACACUAAAAAGGAGUUUAUGCUGAUGCCUCCAGUUCUAACCCAUAACCACAUGAAUCAUUCCAGACUCCUUUCUUGCUUCUCUGGAGCCUCUCAUGCCACUAAAGAGAAGCCGGGCUCCACCACCCUCACCAUUUACUUAGUUGUUGAUUACCUUUACGCAUAUGGAGAAGUCUCAGAAAUGAUAACCUACACUCCUGUGGAAAACAACUUUAGAAUUUAGUGUUUACAUACAAUUCCUUUUGCCUUUAGUCUUACAGACACCAUUCCUUUCCAGAGUUACGUGGGUUAGCAUCUUUCAGAUGGGGUCAGUAUCCCUUUCAGAGAAGCUGCUUUAUACAUUUAAAAAAUAUUUAUUUAUUUAUUUUUGGCUGAGCUAGGUUUUUGUUUCCGCCUUCGGGCUUUCUCUAGUUGCAGAGAUCGGGGGCUACUCUUUAGUUGUGAUGCAUGGGCUUCUCAUUGCAGUGGCUUCUGUUGUUGUAGAGCACAGACUCUAAGUGCAUGGGUUCAGUAGUUGUGGGGCACAGGUUUAUUUGUUCUGCAGCAUGUGCAAUAUUCCCAGACCAGGCAUUGAACUCGUUUCUCCUGCACUGGCAGGAUUCUUGACCCCUGGACCACCAGGGAAGCCCUUAUAUAUUUUUAAUAUAGUUAGAUUCUUGCAUCACAUUCUUUGUUCCAUUCUGAUUUUACAAAAUCACAUGUGUAAAAGUUUGUUGGGGGUAUUCAGGAGAACAUGAUCCCUGGUUGACCCUCUAGCUAGACCCAGGCAAUGGAAAACUCCUCACCCUUUCCUCUGUCCUUGUAAUGUAUGCUCUGCCUACCAUUCCCUCACCAACAGUUGUUUUCAACAACAUCUUCCCCUCUCAAUACCUUGAGAGGGGAAGAUGUUUUUGAGCCCAUCUGGACAGUGUAUGUGAUUGAACCCAGUUAAGGUGUCUGUAUAAACAUUUACGAUUCUGGCAAAGUGGAUGUGAAAAUAUACUGGUCUUGGGGCUGCCCAGGACAAGUCUUGUAACUUUCCUUGCUUAUUAAACCUCCUACCUACCAGUC
Dama dama (fallow deer) is the source of this 7655-nucleotide messenger RNA. RefSeq names its product NPC1 like intracellular cholesterol transporter 1 (gene NPC1L1). Bases 113 to 4114 code for a protein of 1333 amino acids. Gene Ontology annotation, molecular function: lipid carrier activity. The transcript has 19 exons. Gene Ontology annotation, cellular component: membrane. The record is from RefSeq and is a predicted model, not a curated record. NCBI's taxonomy places the organism in Eukaryota, Metazoa, Chordata, Mammalia, Artiodactyla, Cervidae.